This is a messenger RNA of Prionailurus viverrinus (fishing cat), 2625 nucleotides long. It is a transcript of the gene TAFA5, whose product is annotated as TAFA chemokine like family member 5. Gene Ontology annotation, biological process: G protein-coupled receptor signaling pathway. The transcript has 4 exons. The coding region runs from base 279 to 656 and encodes 125 amino acids. The record is from RefSeq and is a predicted model, not a curated record. Lineage: Eukaryota; Metazoa; Chordata; Mammalia; Carnivora; Felidae. Gene Ontology annotation, molecular function: receptor ligand activity; G protein-coupled receptor binding.
CCGAGUGGCCGGAGCGGCGGCCGCCGCGGCCGGAGACUUUCUGCUAACCUCCCCGCCCCGCCGCCCCUCCCCGGCGCCCCCCGCCCCUCCCCUCCCCCUGCCCGAAAGACGCGCAUCGCCGCCCGGAGUGGCGCCUCCAGUCGCGGCGGCCGCGGCGGUGGCGGCGGAUGGGGGGCGCGAGCGGGCGGCCGCGGCGGCUGCACCCGGUGGGGCGCUGAUGCGGCGCCUGGACCUUCGCUGCGCGACUUCGGGGGCGUCGGCCGAGUGGGCACUCCGCGAUGCAGCUCCUGAAGGCGCUCUGGGCACUCGCAGGGGCCGCGCUCUGCUGUUUCCUCGUCCUGGUGAUUCACGCUCAGUUCCUCAAAGAAGGUCAGCUGGCCGCCGGCACCUGUGAGAUUGUGACCCUGGACCGCGACAGCAGCCAGCCCAGGAGGACGAUCGCCCGGCAGACGGCUCGCUGUGCCUGCAGAAAGGGGCAGAUCGCGGGCACCACGAGAGCCCGGCCCGCCUGCGUGGACGCUCGGAUCAUCAAGACAAAGCAGUGGUGCGACAUGCUCCCGUGUCUGGAGGGUGAAGGCUGUGACCUGCUGAUCAACCGGUCAGGCUGGACGUGCACGCAGCCCGGAGGGCGGAUAAAGACCACCACGGUCUCCUGACAAACGCAGCCCCAGAGGGGCCCCGGGAGUGGCCUUGGCUCCCUGGAGAGUCCACGCCUCAGCCACGGCCCUCUGUCCGCCGUGGGCACCACCUGUUCUCUGCCACCCGCCCACCGUCCGUUUCUCUGUAGCCUGCCAAGGACAGCCCGCUUCCCUGGCGUUCUGAGCUGAGUGUGUCCGCGGCAGCGAGGAGCCCGGCCUGGGACACAGCGGGGGCAGCGCUGGGCGUCCGCGGGAGCCUGGCCUCACCAGCCCGGGAAGAAGGGUGGCGCCGGGCCCGGGGCAGGACUGGCCUCUCCUUGUGCCCCAGACUGUCCGAAUCGGUUUUAUUUUCUUACCCUUUCAGUAUUUACUCAAUAGACCAAAGAGCAAAUCUAUUUUAACGUGGACUCACCCUCACCGUCCGAGUCCCUGGGUCCGACUGGGGGACACGGGGGCCGAGACGUGCCGGGGGCCCCGGCGGGGCGCGGAGGGCGGCCCUGGCGGGCGCGUCCGCCCCACGGACACUGCGGCGCGCCCUGAGAGGGGCCCAGCCGGCGGAGGACACAGCCCCGCGGACCGCGGCCGGCGAUGCCCCCACGCGGACCCCGCGAGCGAGUGCGCCUCGCCGGGGACACAGACCACGGCGCCCGCCCCGCGCGCUGUGCUUAGAUGGACCUGACCGACUAAAAUCACUUUCUGUUUUAACCAGUCACACCUGCCUCUCUGCAGCUCAUUUCUGAUAGUGGGAUAAUCCAGUAUUCGCCAAGAGCAUGUUGGGUCUCCCGUGACCGCUGUCUCCUCUGAUACACCAUUUAGCUCCAGAAAGCAAAUUAAAGAAAACUCGAGUAACACUUGUUUGAAAGAGAUCAUUAAAUGUAUUUUGCAAAGCCUAAAGUUAUAUAUUUAACAGUUUUUAUAUGCUGUAUAUUUGUAGAAAAUCCUAUUUAACAGUUCAUGUUGGUAGCCCUGGCCGACCCGAGAGGCCGGCAGAGCGCGGUGUCUCUGGAGGUUCCGGGGGGUGGGCGCGGGGGGCCCCCGCCGGGCGUGAGCGCAGGACUCUGGGGACAGCAGCCGAGGACGCGCCCGACGUCGCGGGAGCCGCGGCGGGCGCCAGCGGGGACGCGGCUGUCUUCACCUGGCUCGGGCCCGUCUCCGCGGACGCGGUGUGUGCGUCCUCUUCCAGCGGAUUCCGCGUCCCUUGUUCUCACCCCCCACCCCCACAUGGCGGGUCUGGAGGGGUCUCUGCAGCCGACCUCCGACCCCAGUCCACGUCCCGCUGGCUCUGUCUUCACGCCGGACGGCUGAGACGCUGGGGUGGCCACCGCGUGUGGAGGAUGGCCGGCGCCUGACCCUCCCGACCUUCUCGCGCCUCGGUGCAGGGCAGGGUCUCCGGGCCCAGUGAGCAAGGGGCAGUUCUGUUUCCCCGUCCCCUGGCCGUCGUCCGCCGGGUUCCUCCAUUCUCCUAAGUUUCCGCUGAACUACACUACCUGAUAGUCCGAUUAACAGGUGUUAAUGCUAGUUCGAUGCUACUAAAAAAAAAAGAAAAAAAAGAAAGAAAAAGUAAAAAAAAAAAAAAAUAUACAUAUAUAUAUAGAAGCUGUUCCAGCAACCCAUAGACUACAGAUAGGAGAGAAGAUCCAUUUAGACCCGUUUCAACGUCCAUGAGCAUUUAAUUUACCUUUUGGUCACCACAAAUGUAGAGGUUCGAGUGUCCUGGAGGGAAAGACACGGCCGGGGGUGGGGGGGGGGACCUCGGUUUCUGGUGGCCGAAGUGGCGGGCGGCCGAGGGAGGGUCCCGCCUUCUCGCCCCGCCCACGUCUCUGCCGCCUCCCUGUGCGCACUUCCUCCCACAGCCAGUGUAGACCCCUUCCAAGGCAGAGACUGGAGGUUUAAGACGAUACAGCGGUUUUUUUUUUCUUGUUUUACAGUAUUCAAUUUUGUGUUGAUUCAGCUAAAUUAUGAAAAUAAAGAAAAACUCCUUUGGUAA